Schistosoma intercalatum is the source of this 591-nucleotide messenger RNA. The record is from the annotation of a GenBank genome assembly. NCBI's taxonomy places the organism in Eukaryota, Metazoa, Platyhelminthes, Trematoda, Strigeidida, Schistosomatidae.
AUUCCAUCAUCAUCAUCAUCAUCAUCAUCAUCAUCAUCAUCAUCAUCAUCAUCAUCAUCAUCAUCAUCAUCAUCAUCAUCAUCAUCAUCAUCAUCAUCAUCAUCAUCAUCAUCAUCAUCAUCAUCAUCAUCAUCAUCAUCAUCAUCAUCAUCAUCAUCAUCAUCAUCAUCAUCAUCAUCAUCAUCAUCAUCAUCAUCAUCAUCAUCAUCAUCAUCAUCAUCAUCAUCAUCAUCAUCAUCAUCAUCAUCAUCAUCAUCAUCAUCAUCAUCAUCAUCAUCAUCAUCAUCAUCAUCAUCAUCAUCAUCAUCAUCAUCAUCAUCAUCAUCAUCAUCAUCAUCAUCAUCAUCAUCAUCAUCAUCAUCAUCAUCAUCAUCAUCAUCAUCAUCAUCAUCAUCAUCAUCAUCAUCAUCAUCAUCAUCAUCAUCAUCAUCAUCAUCAUCAUCAUCAUCAUCAUCAUCAUCAUCAUCAUCAUCAUCAUCAUCAUCAUCAUCAUCAUCAUCAUCAUCAUCAUCAUCAUCAUCAUCAUCAUCAUCAUCAUCAUCAUCAUCAUCAUCAUCAUCAUCAUCAUCAUCAUCAUCAUGUCUCCGAUAG